AUGCGUAUCAGUCUUGGGACACCGCCGGCACUGACGUAUGUCGUCCUGUUUGGCGAUGGCACCUUCGAUUUUCGCGGCAUUGACACAGAUAUUUAUGCUGAACCGCCUGAACUGACUGGGUACAUUCCAACCCAUUAUAUUCGAACCGAUUCCUUCGGACGGACCGCGGUAGAUCAUUGGUACGCGACCGUCUCCGGACACGAUGAAUUCACCGAUUUCUAUAUUGGUAGGCUCAGUAUUGAGACCGUAAACCAAGCUGAGGCGGUUGUUGACAAGAUCAUCGCUUACGAACAGGCACCGCCCAACGGAGAUUGGCGAAGAAGGAUUAUUUCUGUUGCUGACGACGAAGUUAGCAACUCUGGAGAUUUUAUCUUCAAGAAAAGCCUCGAUGAAAUAGCGAAAGAUCACACCCGUCUUGGCUAUGAAACUGUUGAGGUGUUCCUUGAAGAUAUUGUCGACCAAGUAGAAGCACAUCCCGCGGAUUAUCCCGGACUCUUGCCACAACGUGUUGCAAAAGAUAAAAUCAUUGAGGCACUUGGAGAGGGUGCUGUACUCGCACAAUAUGCAGGACACGGGGGUAGAAUCGUUUGGGCGCACGAAGCAAUCUUUGAUAAUGCCUCUGUUGAUCAAGUUGAGGAAACCGCAAAGAUUCCUUUCAUGUUAGUUCUGAGUUGUUACAACGGCUAUUUCGACAAGCCCGGUGAACCGAGCAUAGCAGAGAAGUUGUUACGUAAAGAGAGAGGCGGUAUCAUCGGCAUGUUGAGCGCGACCCGCCUCACCUAUGGCAGCGGAAACGACGCACUCAACCGUAUCAUUUUCGACCUGCUCUUUAAACGGAACGUCCGACAACUCGGUCCCUUGAGUUUCGAUUCAAAGGUUGAACUUUUAAUGACAGAAGGUACGGGGCAGAUUGAUGUUGUGAUGGAAUAUACCCUUUUCGGAGAUCCCGCCUUACAAAUUGCCAUCGCUAAUGGUGAAAUUCAACCUACUAUCGAGACAAAGACUGUUGCCCCUGGGGACACCCUCCGAAUUGCAUCGGGGCAUGUGCAGACCGCUACUUACGACGCAGCAAGCCGAACAAAACGUUUUGUUACCGAUUCCACUUUUAACGGCACACUCAUCAUCAAAGCUCUGUUUCCUGGGAAAACAGCCACUGCUCAAGGUGUUGCGGGUCCAGUAAAAUACUACACUGGAGACGUGAUUCUGACGAAAACGGUAGAUGUUAACCGCGGUGUCUAUCCAGCGGUGACUUUCUCCGUCCCGAAAGACAUUGCGAGUGGUGAUGCCCAUGUCGAGUACUAUGCCCAAAGCAACACAACUGUUGCCGUUGGUGGCGACGGAUUUACCGUCAAUAUCCCUAAAAUCCUUGAUAUUAAGCCCGAAUUAGUCGGUGAGGGGAAGUUCCGUGUCUCUGUUCAGAUUUCCGAUGAAAAAGAACAAUUGUUCCUUGUCCUCUUAGACUGGCGCAACCCAGAGAGUCGAGAAUCGGAGAAAGUGCGUCUUGUUCCCGCAGAUCCUCCGUUAUCGGAAGACGGAUGGUGGACGGUACCUGAGCCGUUAAACGCGCCUACAGACGGUUCCGCUAUCAGAUAUGAACUUCAGCCGAACGACUGGGUACAACGCACUCCGUUGGCGAACCCGGGUGCAAGGAAGGAUGUUUAUGAACCGGAUCCCCUGAAUACGCUGCCGAUUGCAACUGCUACUUUAAAUUUGCCUUCUGGAUAUAAUGGAGGCCAACUGCCUCUCGGCACACACGACAUAUUUGUCUAUAUCGAUGUGACAAAGACUGAAGCAGAUCAGCCGGGUAAUGUUCUUGAAAAUGAUGAGGAAGAUAAUAUCGCUUAUCAACGACUCUUUGUUGAUAUGGGGGUGGCGGAAACGGUUUCUUCAAGUCAGAUUUCCAGUUUGGACCGGAACUGUGUUAUCACUGUUCCCCCUGGUGCCUUUGGAAAACAGCAAGAAGCAACAGUACUGACAGUCCGUGCCUUAGAUGAACGGAUGUUUGCGGCUGUAGGGACGAGUUCCUCCGAUACGACGACGAAGUCUUCGCCUAAAGGAAUGUCCAAGCGCGUACCGCUUCCUGGGGUUUCCGCCCACGGCUAUGAAAUCGUUGUCGGCGAUCAGUUAUCAGAUGUCAGCGACAAGAACCUCUUAACUGAAAACCGAGAACCGAGAACUGAUAACUACAUUCAAUUAACCUCUCCGGUAGCGAUCGACUUAAGUUUCGACAUCGGUGCGCUCAGAACCCAACUCACGCGAGAAUUGUUGGGCGGUAUAGAAUCCGAAGAGACACCUUUAGAAGAGGGACCCAAUGAAUUGGCGGUUUCAGCGACAAUUGACACUGCUGUCGCAUCUCGCGCACGUGAGUUCGGUAUCUAUAUAUUUAGUUCGACCCUCGGAAAUUGGACGAGGCUCCCUUCCCAACAACUCACCGACACUACGGGCGCGUUACGGCAACGCAUACAUGUAACAAAUGUGAGUGAAGAAAACAUUGGCGAAAGUGUACUCCGCGAUGUCCGUAUCCAAUCCGAAGGCGCGCGGACCGGCAAAUAUGUCCUCUUCUUUACGGGUCCUCAAACCUAUCGGCUUUUCCUUGCUUCCCCUUCGGCAGAUGAUACGCUGGCACUUGAGCCGUUGGAAGUUAUUGCCUCAGCGGAGCAGCUUGCGAACUUUAGUACAGACUUGCCGAACUUUAGGAACGGAUUCUCGAUGAAUGUAGAACUCGAUUUUGAAAAACCUUUGGCAUUCGGAGAUGUAUUGACAUUCAACAUAACUUCCCUCACACAGCCUGUGGACGUUGAAACCGAUCUCGACACUCCCCAACAGGAUCAGCGUUGGUAUGCCUCUGGAUUCAGGGACACCAACAAAGGCACUGGAACCGUCAGUUACGUUGAACUUCCGCCGGACACCGCUAUGCCCGAAGAUAAGUGGAUUAUCUUCUUCCUUACAGACACUGAAUUUCAGGUUGAAGGAGAGAGAACCGGUAUCUUGCGUUCUCAAACUCGAACCCCCAACUCGACUCUGAUCCAAGACAACAACGCACGAGUUGGGGAUUCGGGAAACCAACCACUGCGUGGAACAGUCGAAGAACCUUUCUCAUAUAAGCCCUACGGCUUGCGUUUUCAACUCACACAAGGCGAACGUUCGUUUGCUCCCGGAGAUAGGUUCCGGUUUCAAACCCGACCCGUCGGCACCAUUCGGGCUACAACAGAUCGACUUGGACCGAUUACGCUGUUGUAUACUGACGAUACUGUGCCACCAGAUAUACAACUCACUAUUGGCAAUCAACAGCACUUUGUUCCGGGAGAUGCAACAGAUGCGGAACCACUUAUCGGGGCAACAUUAACUGAUCCGAGUGGGCUUGAUUACCUUACCCGACCGCUGUUAUUGGAAAUUGGGGACGCGUUUGGCGAAUAUAAAAGCAUUGAUCCAGAGGCGUAUCAGGUGACACAUCAUCCCGGCUCAAAUCAACUCGUGUUGACAUAUCCGUCUCCAGAACUUGAACCGCGAGAAUAUGAGGUUCGCCUAACUGCGAGCGAUGUCCAUGGAAAUACUGAUACAAAAGACAUCACAUUUCGAGUCCAUGACACCUUGCAACUGCUAUCGUUUCUCAACUAUCCGAAUCCUUUUCCGCGUAAAACAACGCUCACCUGCGAAUUAACUGCGCCUGCUGAUUCACUCGUUGUGAAAAUCUAUACGCUGAGCGGACGGCUCAUCCGGGAACUCUCCAUUCCAGCAACUCCUGGAUUUCUUAUGAUGGAAUGGGAUGGCAGGGAUGCCGAUGGAAUUGAGGUUGCAAAUGGCGUUUACUAUGCCAAACUCCGAGUCCAACGCGAGGGUGAAAAAGAUAUAACCGAAAUACUCAAAAUGAUGAAACUGCGUUAA
This is a messenger RNA of Geodia barretti, 3885 nucleotides long. NCBI's taxonomy places the organism in Eukaryota, Metazoa, Porifera, Demospongiae, Tetractinellida, Geodiidae. The record is from the annotation of a GenBank genome assembly.